CCAUGUACUUGCAGUUCUUAAGAGAAUUUCUCUGAAGGAUAACAUGAAUCACAAGUGUGCAAUCAAGAGAGAAGUUACUGAAUUGAUAGGCAAUACACCAAUGGUAUAUCUCAACAAUAUUGUUGGUGGCUGUGUAGCCCGUAUUGCUGCCAAACUCGAGAUGAUGGAACCCGGUUCUAGUGUUAAAGACAGGAUUGCGUACAGUAUGAUUAAAGAUGCUGAGGAUAAGGGUCUGAUCACUCCUGGGAAGACUGUCCUCAUUGAGCCAACUAGUGGUAACACUGGCAUUGGAUUGGCAAUCAUCGCAGCAAUCAAGGGUUACAAAGUCAUACUUAUCAUGCCAGCUUCAAUGAGUCUUGAGAGAAAGAUUGUGGCCCGAGCUUUUGGAGCUGAGGUGUACCUUACAAAUCCCGCAAAGGGCAAUGAUGGGAUUAUUGAGAAGGCCGAUGAGCUACUAAAUAAAACACCAAAUAGUUAUAUGCUUAAUCAAAUUGAAAAUCCUGCCAACCCCAAGAUCCAUUAUGAGACCACUGGCCCAGAGAUAUGGAGAGAUUCUGGAGAGAAAGUUGAUGCCCUGGUUGCAGGGGUAGGGACUGGGGGUACGGUAACUGGUACAGGGAAUUUCCUCAAGAGCAAAAAUCCAGAGAUUAAGGUAUAUGGGGUAGAACCAGUUGAAAGUGCGGUCUUAAGUGGAGGACAGCCUGGCGCGCAUCAGAUCCAAGGAAUUGGUUCCGGUUUUAUCCCUACUGUUCUGGAUGUCAAUGUGCUUGAUGAAGUUAUUCAAGUAUCCAGUGAGGAAUCCAUCGAAACUGCGAAGUUGCUUGUCUUGAAAGAAGGUUUGCUGGUGGGGAUUUCAUCUGGUGCUGCAGCGGCUGCAGCAAUAAAGUUAGCUAAGAGGCCGGAAAACACCGGAAAACUUAUUGUUGUGAUUUUUCCGAGCAGUGGAGAGCGUUAUCUGUCUACUGUACUGUUUGAUUCCAUUAGGCGUGAGGCAGAAAACAUGUCUUUUGACUAACGUGAUACUGAAUAUCAGGAAGUGUUCUAUAUAUUUCCUGCUGUCUAGAUAUCUCAAAUAAUGAGAAAAAUUCCCUAUAAUUUGUUUGCGGUAUGAGCAAAACCUUGAUGUAUGUAACUUAACUUGUCGGCACAAGAACAAAGUCUGAUUAGUAAAA
Alnus glutinosa is the source of this 1172-nucleotide messenger RNA. RefSeq names its product cysteine synthase-like. Gene Ontology annotation, molecular function: cysteine synthase activity. The transcript is spliced from 11 exons. Bases 44 to 1015 code for a protein of 323 amino acids. The record is from RefSeq and is a predicted model, not a curated record. Gene Ontology annotation, cellular component: cytoplasm. Lineage: Eukaryota; Viridiplantae; Streptophyta; Magnoliopsida; Fagales; Betulaceae.